This is a messenger RNA of Branchiostoma floridae (Florida lancelet), 1514 nucleotides long. RefSeq names its product ephrin-B2-like. Gene Ontology annotation, molecular function: ephrin receptor binding. Gene Ontology annotation, cellular component: plasma membrane. The transcript is spliced from 6 exons. NCBI's taxonomy places the organism in Eukaryota, Metazoa, Chordata, Leptocardii, Amphioxiformes, Branchiostomatidae. The record is from RefSeq and is a predicted model, not a curated record. Gene Ontology annotation, biological process: ephrin receptor signaling pathway; axon guidance. The coding region runs from base 247 to 960 and encodes 237 amino acids.
CUUUUCAUUGUAUAGAUCCGGAUGUCAGUGAAAGUGUUUUCACGUAGUGGUUAGAAAGUGAAAGUGGCGUGACCGGCGCUGUGAUAACCCCCAUGUGGAUCCCCCAGCAGUCAGGAUUCGAACUCGCGGUUUGGGACCUCGCAGGCUGACAAUGCCAAUGAACCGGAGUUGUUGCGCGUGUUUUACGGGGUGUCACCGCGGCAUGCUGCCGUGCUGGGCGGCGUGAGGCUCGCCCGGGACCGAGGGAUGUACGGGGCGGUGCUGGUGCUGAUGCUGGCCGUGGGGGCGGCCGGCAGCCGGCUGGGUGCGAUGUUGGAGCCAAUAUACUGGAAUUCUUCUAACCCACUGUUGUCAGGAUGGGGAUACUCCAUUACAGUAGAGCUGGAUGAUAAGGUGGACAUCGUGUGUCCGAGGGCCUUCAACAGGAGCAGGCAGGACCCACAGUACAACACACUGUACCAGGUACAGGAGGAAGGUUACGUCCAUUGCGAUGCCUCCCAGGGGAAGAUGUUACUAAGAUGUGAUAAACCAUUCCAGGACAACAGGUUCACCAUGCUGUUCCAGGAAUUCAGCCCCUCCCCCUUUGGUCUGGAGUUCAAACCAGGAAGGGACUACUACUACAUAUCAACCUCUACAUCUGAACUGGGAGGUCUGGACAACAAAGUGGGAGGGAACUGCCGCAACGGCAUGAGACUCAAGAUUACAGUCAAUCAACAAACAAACAUCAUUCCUCCAGUGGAGAACACGUCAGAGUCCAGUCACUACGUGGUGGACCUCACACCAAACUCCAUACCUAGAGAAGACACACCUGAUCCAGGCGGAGGGGGGAGCAGCACGCAGGCCAACAGUCCUAACAACGAGCUUCUGCCUCCACCCGACGCCAGCGCUGGAACGAGGUUAAGACUACACGUGACAGCAGCGGCAAUUUUCACCAGUGUUCAACUUAUUUUGUGCUUAUAGCUCAGUUCAAAGAUGUGAAUAGUUUAUUCAGACAAUGAAUAUAAGCUUCUGAAACGUCCUCAAAGGGCAACUAAAAUGGCUUUGAAUGUAGAAAGUUAUUCAGCUAUGAUUAUGAAGUAUCAAGCUUUUCAUGUGGUGUCUUAUAAAAAAAGAUUUUUUUCUGCACUUUUGGAAAGAAAGUAUAAAACUGGCAGUGGUCUUAGCAUAGAUGGAAAAUGUGCCAAUUUGUAGUAUAUUGACAGAACUGAGAUUCUUUGCACAACUUUAUCGUAACUUACUAACUUAAAGGUCAUGGGAGCUUUUGAAAAAGUUUUCAGUAUAAUGUGUGGGGAAGUGUUGUGGCCUUUGGCAUAUAGAGACUGUGUGACUGUCAAGCUGUUUCAGUACAAUGGACAGAAACAGUUGUUUCAGUGCUGUGGACAGCUGUAAUAUCUGUUUCAGUAUGGUGGGCAGCUCUAAAUUCUGAUCCAGUACACUGGGCAUCUCCAGCCGCUGCUUCAGUGCAGUGGACAGCUGUAUUAUAGCAUUUUCAGUACCAUGGAGAUCUCCAAUAG